This is a messenger RNA of Balaenoptera acutorostrata (minke whale), 6654 nucleotides long. RefSeq names its product serine palmitoyltransferase 1-like. The transcript is spliced from 6 exons. Gene Ontology annotation, biological process: sphingosine biosynthetic process; ceramide biosynthetic process. The record is from RefSeq and is a predicted model, not a curated record. Gene Ontology annotation, cellular component: endoplasmic reticulum. Lineage: Eukaryota; Metazoa; Chordata; Mammalia; Artiodactyla; Balaenopteridae. Gene Ontology annotation, molecular function: pyridoxal phosphate binding; serine C-palmitoyltransferase activity. The coding region runs from base 3487 to 3987 and encodes 166 amino acids.
GGGUUUGUUUUUGUAGGUCCUUUUCUUCUCUUGUGUUUCCCACUUAGAGAAGUUCCUUUAGCAUUUGUUGUAGAGCUGGUUUGGUGGUGCUGAAUUCUCUUAGCUUUUGCUUGUCUGUAAAGCUUUUGAUUUCUCCAUCAAAUCUAAAUGAGAUCCUUGCUGGGUAGAGUAAUCUUGGUUGUAGGUUCUUCCCUUUCAUCACUUUAAGUAUAUCAUGCCACUCCCUUCUGGCUUGCAGAGUUUCUGCUGAGAAAUCAGCUGUUAACCUUAUGGGAGUUCCCUUGUAUGUUAUUUGUCGUUUUUCCCUUGCUGCUUUCAGUACUUUUUCUUUGUCUUUAAUUUUUGCCACUUUGAUUACUAUGUGUCUCGGCGUGUUUCUCCUUGGGUUUAUUCUGUAUGGGACUCUCUGCGCUUCCUGGACUUGGGUGGCUAUUUCCUUUCCCAUGUUAGGGAAGUUUUUGACUAUAAUCUCUUCAAAUAUUUUCUCUGGUCCUUUCUCUCUCUCUUCUCCUUCUGGGACCCCUAUAAUGCGAAUGUUGUUGCGUUUAAUGUUGUCGCAGAGGUCUCUUAGGCUGUCUUCAUUUCUUUUCAUUCUUUUUUCUUUAGUCUGUUCCACAGCAGUGAAUUCCACCAUUCUGUCUUCCAGGUCACUUAUCCGUUCUUCUGCCUCAGUUAUUCUGCUAUUGAUUCCUUCUAGUGUAUUUUUCAUUUCAGUUAUUGUAUUGGUCAUCUGUGUUUGUUUGUUCUUUAAUUCUUCUAGGUCUUUGUUAAUCAUUUCUUGCAUCUUCUCAAUCUUUGCCUCCAUUCUUAUUCCGAGGUCCUGGAUCAUCUUCACUAUCAUUAUUCUGAAUUCUUUUUCUGGAAGGUUGCCUAUCUCCACUUCAUUUAGUUGUUUUUCUGGGGUUUUUUCUUGUUCCUUCAUCUGGUACAUAGCCCUCUGACUUUUCAUCUUCUCUGUCUUUCUGUAACUGUGGUUUUUGGUCCACAGGCUGCAGGAUUGUAGUUUUUCUUGCUUCUGUUGUCUGCCCUCUGGUGGUUGAGGCUAUCUAAGAGGCUUGAUGGGAGGCUAUGGUGGUGGGUAGAGCUGACUGUUGCUGUGGCGGUCAGAGCUCAGUAAAACCUUAAUCCACUUGACUGUUGAUGGGUGGGGCUGGGUUCCCUCCCUGUUGGUGUGGCAGUCAGAGCUCAGUAAAACCUUAAUCCACUUGACUGUUGAUGGGUGGGGCUGGGUUCCCUCCCUGUUGGUUGUUUUGCCUGAGGCAACCCAACACUGGAGCCUACCCGUGCUCUUUGGUGGGGUUAAUGGCAGACUCUGGGAGGGCUCACGCCAAGGAGAACUUCCCAGGACCUCUGCUGCCAGUGUCCUUAUCCCCACGGUGAAACAGAGCCACCACUUGCCCCUGCAGGAGACCCCCCCAACACCAGCAGGUACGUCUGGUUCAGUCUCCCCCAGGGUCACUGCUCCUUCCCCUGGGUCCCGAUGCACACAUUACUUUGUGUGUGCCCUCCAAGAGUGGGGUCUCUGUUUCCCCCAGUCCUGUCACAGUCCUGCAAUCAAUUCCCACUAGACUUCAAAGUCUGAUUCUCUAGGAAUUCCUCCUCCCGUUGCCGGACCCCCAGGUUGGGAAGCCUGACGUGGGGCUCAGAACCUUCACUCCAGUGGGUGGACUUCUGUGGUAUAAGUGUUCGCCAGUCUGUGAGUCACCCACCCAGCAGUUAUGGGAUUUGAUUUUACUCUGAUUGCGCCCCUCCUACCGUCUCACUGUGGCUUCUCCUCUGUCCUUGGACGUGGGGUAUCCUCCUUGGUGAAGUCCAGGGUCUUCCUGUCAAUGAUUGUCCAGCAGCCAGUUGUGAUUCUGGUGCUCUCGCAAGAGGGAGUGAGAGCACGUCCUUCUACUCCGCCAUCUUGGUUCACCCUCAUGAAACAUUUUUAUCAUGACUGUUUUAAAGUCAUUAUCAGAUCAUCCUGACAACUCUGUCAUCUUAGUACUGGCAUUUGUUAAUUGUUUUUUUUCUUUUUUUUUUCCAUUGUUUGAUAUUUUCUGGUUAUUGGUAUGACAAGUGAAACAUGAACAGUUUCAUAUUAUGCUGUUAUAGUUUAUGCUUUAUUUAAACUUUCUGUUUGAAUUGGCUUUCUCUGACAGUCUUCCAACAAGGGCAGGGGGGCACUGCUGCCUCAUUACUGUCAGGUGGAAGUACAAGUCCAGGGUCCCCACGGGGCCUCCACUGACACUGAGGUGGGGUUAUUUUCAUUUCUUCUUGUUGUUGGUGAGAGUCCUACUCUUGUCUGAGCCUCCCCUAACACAGCCUAACCAUAGGCAGGGGAGAGUGUCUCUCCCUGCAGGAGAUUGGAAGUUAGGUCUCUCCACAUGGUCUUCACUAACACCACAGUGGGAGCCACUUGUUACUACCCAACAGAGAUACAAGUUCUGGCUCCCUUCUCUGACAGCUCCCACAGGGGUAUUGGGGAGCCUUGUUAUGGCCUCGUGAAGGCUAGAGUCUGGGUCCCCCUCUCAGCCUUUGCUAGUGUGGAGGGGACAGGCCCAGGUUUUUCUGUGGUUUGGCUGCAGUAGAGACCUUUGCUGGGCUGCCCCCUUUCCUGUCCCUUUGGCUACAGAGAGCAGACUUUUGUCAGAGCUUUUCUGUCUCGCCUGUUGGCAUUUCCAGUUUGCCAGCUGCAUCAGUUCCAAGUUAGGAAAUUCCAGGAACUUGUUUCAUGUCAUUUCUCAGAUCCCUCGCUGGUCUGCCUUUUCUCUCCAUUUUUCAGCAUCAUCUUAUGUUUGUCUUAUACAUGAUGUCCAGGAUUUUUGGUUAUACCCAGUGAGAAAAAUAGGGAAAAUAUGUCUAUUUUCUCAGAAGCAGAAGUGUUGCAUGUACUUUUAAAUAAUACACUUAAUUUAAGAAAUAUAUCCUGCCCCCCAUUAACUCAAUUUAGGAGAUCUUACUGAAGAUUAAUCUGCAUGACUCAGAGUUCUCCCCUGGGUUAUGUGGAGUCAGUAACCCAGUAUUCCUUUUGAUGGCAAAGUAAUGGCAGAGUGGUGGCCAGUCAAAUCAGAGAUGCCACUGAUGGUGAGAUGCACCAAUAUUUCAUUUAUUUUUCAGAAAGAGAAAAGUACUUUGAAUAAACUAAUAUGCCAUCUGUAUAGUAAGAUGCAUGCUGAUUUCUCAGAGGUCAAAAUAUGGCAAGAGUUUGCUUCGUGGAACAGAAUCAGUAUGGUAGUUAUGUGGAAAGGUUUGCAGAGUGAAGUGCAAACGAUAAUAUAUUAAUGUUCAAACAUGUUUUAUUUAUUUGCCAUGUUCAGUUUAACAAGUGGAUGUUGGUCAGCUUACAAAAGCAAGCAUUCCUUUUCUGAGAAUGUUGACAAGACCCUUUAAACCCCAAUUUGGUGGGUCUUUCUUCCUUGCAGAGAUAAAGCUGCCUGCUUUGCUAUUCAGAAGGGAUUACAGGCAUCACGUAGUGACAUUAAGCUAUUUAACCAUAAUGAUAUGGAUGACCUGCAGCGACUAUUGAAAGAACAAGAGAUUGAAGAUCAAAAGAAUCCUCGCAAGGCUCGUGUAACUCGACGUUUCAUUGUAGUCGAGGGGUUAUAUAUGAAUACUGGAACUAUUUGCCCUCUUCCAGAAUUGGUUAAGUUAAAAUACAGAUAUAAAGCAAGGAUCUUUCUGGAGGAAAGCCUUUCGUUUGGAGUCCUGGGGGAGCAUGGCCGAGGAGUCACUGAACAUUUUGGAAUCGAUAUUGAUGAUAUUGAUCUUAUCAGUGCCAACAUGGAGAAUUCACUUGCUUCUAUUGGGGGUUUCUGCUGUGGCAGGUCUUUCGUAAUUGACCAUCAGCGACUUUCCGGCCAGGGAUACUGCUUUUCAGCUUCAUUACCUCCCCUCUUAGCUGCUGCUGCAAUUGAGGCCCUCAACAUCAUGGAAGAAAAUCCAGGUAUUUUUGCAGUGUUGAAGGAAAAGUGCAAACGAAUUCAUAAAGCUUUACAAGGGUGAGUUUUAUAUAUUUUCAACCAACUCAAAAGUUUAUCUGCACAACAUUUAAACAACUUGUGAAAAAUUUUGAGUGUCACCUCUUUGGUUUUCAGUGCAUUUAAUAGGCUUGAGUCAGUGUGUCUAAAUUGCAACUAAGAAACCAAAAACACAGUUCAUUCAAAUUUGUCUCUGUGUGUGAAGCCAGAGCAUCCAUUUUGUCAUUGUUUUAAAAAAUCAUAACUUUGUUUUUCUAAAAAUGAUACAAGCUCAUUGGUAAAAUAUUACAGUAGUACAGAAGAUAACAAAGAUGAAAAGAAAUAACAACAUGCUGCCACCAGAAAUAACCAGCAUAAACACUGGAGAAUUCCCACACAUCUGUACGGGUAAAAGGAUGUAAUUAGAUGACAGUGGGUUCAUACUGUCCAUGCUGCUUUGUAGAAGAUUACUCAUUUUUUUAAGUUACUUCAAGAAAAAGAAACAAGUGAAAUCAAAGUGAACCUUACGAGUGUUCUGUCUACUUUUGUCUUAACUACACAAGAGUAGUUCUUUAAGAUUCCUCUAGAAUUGAGAAAAACAUUGAGGCUAGUGACAUCUUCAGGCAGAUUUCUUAUCUUACAGAAAAUGAUCUCACCUUGCCUGUGGUUUCUUUUUGCCUUUCCAAGUUGAAACCUGCCUUCUCAGUCGUGGAAGUCCUAUCCCUAUUGCCAGAUAUGGAAACUAGAAACUUUUCUAAAAAGGACAGUUAAUAAAUAAGCGGGUCACAGAUGUUCCAGAUAAAGUAGGGGGAGAAAUAAUUGAAGUCUGGGUCUGACUUAUGAUCCUAACAAAAGUUCUUGCAUGAUUUGUGGUAGAGAGAUAUUAUUGUUUCCAGUUACAUUAGCUUAUGAAAUCUUAAUAAACCAGCUCAGCCUAGCACAUUGGAGUCACUGUCAAUUCAUGAACACCUACCUCAGGUGCCCUUUAUUCUAUGAGUGUUAAUGUGUUUAUUUUUUAAGUCCAGUCCUCUACUUUUCCCAGCUCUCUCUCACUUUUUCUUCUCUCCAAAAUCCCUAACCAUCUGUCUCACUCCACCCGCUUUUAGCUGACAGCCUUGCCUCAUGCUGUCACUUGGGAACUCCCUCAUUUUCCCUCACAAACCUGUACACCUGCGGGUAUCCGAACCAGUCUUCCCUCGUGUUAUAGCCAAAGAAACGUUCCUCCAUCCAUCACAGCUCUCCUUUCUUAAGGACCGAGUGCCUUUGGUUGUCUCCUCUCCUUUCUCUUCAGUCUCUCCCCUUUCCUGAGUCAUUUGAUUAGCAUUCAAGUACACUCUGCCCUAUCUUGUCUUAAAUUCUUCUUUCCCGUGACCCCAUACUCCCCUCUAGCAACUAGCCCAUUGCUCUGCUUCUCUUUGUAGCCAGUCUUUUUCCAGAGUUGUUUAUGCCCUCUCCACAUCCUCACCUCUCAUGUACACUUGAAACUACUGAAACCCACCUCUACUCCUGCACCCUACCCAGUGUUCCUGUGACUACCGAGGGAUGACUGUAUUUUCUGAUGUUAAAACAUCCUUGCUUUCCUGAGUAAACCCCUCCUUGAUUACAGUAUAUUUUUCUGCACUGUUAGUUAGGAUUUUGAAUUUUUAUAUCCAUAUUUAUAAUUUAAAUGAGCCUAUAAUCUUUUGUUACAACAACCUAAUAUAACCUAGGAAUCAAUGUUGUGGUAGCCUCAAUAAAGUAUUGAGCAAUUUUUCCACUUCCCUGCAUUAUGAAGCCAUUGUAUAAGACCAGGCUUGAUUAUUUGUUUCUUCAAAGUUGAGCAGGACUCCUCUGUAAGACUCUCUAGACUUGGGGCCUUUGGGCUGGGUGUAGUCUGUGAUUCUCUCUCUUGUGUCUGUAUUAUUUCCCCUUUUUAUUUUCUGUUUCUGUCGUUUUCAUUCUUAUGAUAAUCUUUCCAGGAUUUUGCCCAGCACGUUUUUUUAAGUUUGAUUUUGUUUGUUACUCAUAUUUUGUUUUCUUUGAUUGAUUUUUUUCCCUUAUUUUUCUGCUUUCUUGUUUCAUUGAAUUGUGUUUUUUUACUCUUUUUUAGCUUUUUACAUUUAGGUUAUUGGUGUUAUUAUUUUCCAAUAAAUAGCUUAAAGAUAAACAUUUCAAAGGCAGUAAGUAUUUUCAGUGUUCAGUUCUAAGUAAUUUUUUUUAGUCUCCUCUAAUCAGUGAUUUGCUUCUCUCAUCUCUGAGGUUGCAUUUGGGAGAGGAAGUCAGCGGCCUAUGCUACUUUGGGUCCUUGCUGGAAUCUUGAAGAGCCCCUAAAUUAUAACAGAUAAUUAUUCAUGUCCAGCACUUUCCCCACACUAAGCACGUGAUGGAGACCACGUCUGAAUUGUUGAUUGUUCUAUCCCUAGGACCUAGACCAGUGUUUAGUAUUUCCAUUUGGUAAAAUGGGUAAAGUAAUAUGGUAAAUAAUGUGCUCUCCAGAAGAGUUUUUUUAAGUAUAACAGGCUCUGAAACACAGCUUCUAACUUUCUGAACUCAAGUUAUAAUUCUCUGUCCGUUUGGUUUUAGUUAAACUUUAAUGCGACAUUCAGCAUCCAGGCAGCCAGAAAGAGAGCAUUUUGUUUCAUUCCUUCUCUCACCAACUUGCUCCACCUAACAUGUGAGAUGAGCCCAUUUGAUCGAAUAGUCUUGGAGGGUACACGGCAAGCUCCAGGGCCAC